Molecule: messenger RNA, 1754 nt
Organism: Haliotis rufescens (red abalone)
Lineage: Eukaryota; Metazoa; Mollusca; Gastropoda; Lepetellida; Haliotidae
Product: putative GPI-anchored protein pfl2
Exons: 4
Coding region: 87-1754 (555 amino acids)
Source: RefSeq, a predicted model, not a curated record
CUUCAAACGGCUAUGUGUAUGACGUCACAUCCGGCCUAUGUGUGAUCCUUCUGCCAGACUGGGUGGCACGUGCUGCAGGCGAGACUAUGUGCACGGACAAAGGGGACCGUCUGGUGUGGCUUGACACGGCUCUGAAAGACGCUUUCUUCAGGAAUUUCGCCCGUUUGAACAGGGACAGUUUCUGGACGGGUGGCUACAGGACAGGGUCUGGCAGCUGGGCCUGGUCUGGCGGGGAGCAGAUGUGCAAUCGUGGCUGGUCUGACAGUCAGCCGGAUGGCAGCGGGGAUUGUAUGGCCGUGGCGAACUGGUAUGACUGGCAGUGGGACGACGUGUCUUGUUGGGACAGUAUGCGACCAGCGUGUGAGAGGCCGAUCUUCACAGCUGUAGGAGGGUGUGAACAGCAGCUGGCCACCUCAACACCUGUUGGUGGCGCCGAGAGCACUGGGACAGAAGUAGCCAGUACAUCACCAGCCAGCUGGACAGUGAUCAGAUCAGUGAGCACACCGACGGGUGUUAGUUCAUCCCUAACCUUGCGGACGUCAACAUUCACUGACGAUGUCCUGUAUGUGUCCACUCCAACUUCAACUACACUGCACCCGAGUCCUGUGGAUUCAGAGAUUCGACACUCGACAGGCAUUAUGCUUGGAGGUUCGACCACUGUUACCACUGAGUUGCUACACGCUAACAAUACAGGUCUCGGUAUCGGCAGCUCUGAGACGGCGCAUUCACCUACGUAUACAAGCCUGUAUAAUAUGGAGACAUAUGUGUAUAGCGUGGAGUCGGGUGGUCUCGCCAGAGGAUCAAGCAGUUAUGUCAUAGAAUCACUUGAAUCAAACGCAUAUCCCUUUGAGUCAAGCGGUUCCACCAUAGAGCCAAGUAGUCUUACUGUAGAUCCAAGCGGUUUUACCGUAGCGUCGAGCAGUUAUGUCAUAGAAUCACUUGACUCAAACGCAUAUCCCUUUGAGUCAAGCGAUUCUACCAUAGAGCCAAGUGGUCUUACUGUAGAUCCAAGCGGUUUUACCAUAGCGUCAAGCAGUUAUGUCAUAGAAUCACUUGAAUCAAACGCAUAUCCCUUUGAGUCAAGCGGUUCUACCACAGAGCCAAGUGGUCUUACUGUAGAUCCAAGCGGUUUUACCAAAGCGUCAAGCAGUUAUGUCAUAGAAUCACUUGAAUCAAACGCAUAUCCCUUUGAGUCAAGCGGUUCUACCACAGAGCCAAGUGGUCUUACUGUUCAACCAAGCGGUUUUACCAUAUGGUCAAGUGGUUCUACAAUAGAGUCAAGCGUUCACGCCAUAUCAUCAAGUGGAUAUGCAGUGCCUUCAUUGACAGGUAGCAUUCUUGAAACAAACUACGACAACGGUUUUCCCCUAACGGACGAUACUGGGGAAACUAGCGUUGUUUCGUCCGCUUCAGUAAUUGCAGAUUCAGCAGACCAUCAGUAUACGACCUUGCCCCUUCCUUCUCCAACACAGCCGACUUCUUCCUCAACUCCAGCGACAAGGCCGUGUCGGUGUUUCUGCGAUGCAAGACAUCGAUACGAUGCUCUGAAGUCUGUUGACCUUCAUCAGCGGAAGGAGGACAUUCGCGAAAGUCUGUUGUUGAACACACGGGGGCUGGCGAGCUUUGAGGCUCGCUACAGAAGUGCGGAUGACCACCGGCCCUCUAGCUUCACCAUAGCCAGCAUGGGAAUCAUAAUAUUAGUAGCAUGUGGGUGUUUCAUUAUCUUGUCUGAUCUCCUCAGUUUGAAGCAAUAG